CAGCGCCGAUAACACAGGACUGAGUCGCCGCCGCAGAACUGCGCUCUACGAAACUUUCGAGGCAAGACAAGACGAUUAUUUUUGGCUAGAACCUGCCGAAGAAAUAAAAUUUGGAGCAACAAGUGCCGCGUCGUGGUAGUUUAGAUGGUCGAACGAGAUGAUAACCUAGGAGGGUGGUAGUGCAUGCGGCUAUGUGGGCUCUGGUAGUGGCGGCUCUAUGGGUGUGCGUGGCGGCCACUCCGCCGCAGCCGCUGCAUCUGGAGCGCGACUCCUACAGGAGGCCCAGCACCUGGCAGAAAAGGACCCAGGACCAUCACCAGCAGGACGUCUCGCAGCACAUCCCGCACCUCAGCGCGGCUAACUCGCAACUCAUGAUGCGACCGCCUAGAGGCUCGCCUCAGUACGACGUGCCGCAAAUAGAAUGUCCCCUAGCGCCCGAUGGAAUGGAACGGUUCGCCUGUCCCACCCCUGACCGACAGGGCAGAUACCAUUGUAUAGACGAUCACGUACUCUGUGACGGAUUUGUAGACUGUCCCAUGGCGGAGGACGAGGACCGCCAAUCAUGCAUGUUUUACAAAACGACUAAAGCGCACCUAGACGUGAUAGCCGACGCGCUGCUUCAGUGGGCGCGUGGACGUUAACCCCCCAAGUGACCGGGCUCACGGAGCGGCACCCGCUUGUCAGGUCCGCUUGCCUCUCCGUUUAGCCCCCAGCUCCGCCCACUGACUAAGCGUAUACUUCAGAGAGGAAUAAGACUUCGCCAGCAGCAAGCACACGCACGUGCUGUCCGCCGGACCCGACCCUAGUCUCUAACCUCACUUUCAGUUCCCGUUCGACGUGUUUGGAGGGCUCGUUUCGUUCUUCUUCGAGAUCCUGCUGCCAGCGCAAUGGAUUGCGGCUGCCAGUGUUUGUCAGACGGACUGUGCUGCGGCUUGCCACGUUCAAAAAAAUCAUUCCCAAUUGACUAGCGAAAACCCACUCUCCAACAAAAACCGCAUCCCUCUGCAGGCCUAAGCUUCAAACUAAAUUCGCACGCCCUUUUAUUUUCAGUAUUGCCAACUCUCAAAAGUUUACUUCAAAAUUUACCAUUUAUUUUAGUAUAUCUACUCCAAAAACUUACUUUUUAAUGGUAUUGGGG
Molecule: messenger RNA, 1138 nt
Organism: Brassicogethes aeneus
Lineage: Eukaryota; Metazoa; Arthropoda; Insecta; Coleoptera; Nitidulidae
Source: the annotation of a GenBank genome assembly